ACACGGCUGCGUGCGAGUUUCGAAUUACUGUACGGCGGAUGCCGACUGUGAAGAUAGCAUAUGUCUCGAUGGACAAUGUAGAGCUGUGUGCCGUUCCGUCGCUGAUUGUUCAGAUGGAGAGAAAUGUAUUAACAACAAGUGUAUGGUAUCGUGUAUCACGCAUUCGCAGUGUCAAGGAGAUCAGACGUGUGUUAGUGGAGGCUGCAUUCUCGGUUGCCGCAGUAAUAAGAACUGCGCCACCACUGAAUCGUGUAUUAAUAACAAAUGUCAAGAUCCUUGCGGUAGAAAAGACGUAUGUGGGCCAAACGCAAUCUGCAGUUGCUCUAAUCAUGCUGUUGCGUGCACAUGUCCUCUUGGUUUCCAUGGUAAUCCUACUCCAGAACAGGGUUGCGUCCGAGUGCCAAGUAUAUGCCAAACUCCGCAAGAUUGUCCCAGUCAACAUCUGUGUGUGUCAGGCCUAUGCCAAUGUCAAUGCUUCGAACAGAACAAUUGCGCGCAGGGCGAACGUUGCAAGAACGGCAUUUGCGUGAAGAUAUGUUACAGCGAUAGUAAUUGUUUACCUGGCGAAUUAUGUAUCGAUGGCACAUGCGAAGCGGGCUGCACCUCGGACGUCGGCUGUAAACGCGAUGAAGUGUGCAUUAACAACAAGUGCAGAUGCAGCCACGGAUUUGUCGUUGGUCCUGAACAUUGCCUGGAUAUCAACGAAUGUGAAGACGAACCGUGUCAUCCGAGUGCUGAAUGCAUUAAUCUUCAUGGAUCUUAUCGCUGCACAUGUCCUCCAGGCACCGCGGGAGAUCCUGUAGGAUCGGGCUGUGUACUACCACAUCAAUGUACGGCGCAUACAGAUUGUCUGGACACGCAGGCCUGCAUUCACCACAAUUGUUCGGAUCCAUGCUCAGUCGUUGAUUGCGGAUUAAAUACCAUUUGCUCCGUUUUGGAUCACACAGCUGGAUGCCAAUGCCAACCUGGUUACAUCGGCGAUGCUUCGGGGUGCUUCAGAGUGGAAUGUCUUUCCAACAGCGAUUGUCCGACGGAUAAAUAUUGCAAUCUGGAAAUUAAUAAAUGUAGCAGUCCUUGCAAUCAAGUGAACUGCGGAUAUGGCAAUUGCAUAGCUCUCGAACAUAUCAGUGUGUGUAAAUGCUAUCCUGGCUUUGUCCUCGUCGGUGACAUCUGCACUGAUGUUAACGAAUGUUUGCAAGAUCCUUGUCAUUCCUCAGCUAUAUGCCAGAACACGGAAGGAUCAUUCGCCUGUGUUUGCCCGCAUGGUUUAGUAGGAGAUCCGUUUAAAACUGGUUGCAAGCAACCCGGUGAUUGCUUCACAGAUUCAGAUUGUCCGAAUUCAGCCGCUUGCGUUGACAACAGAUGCACCAAUCCAUGCGACACGCCGAGCAUUUGUGGUAGAAAUGCGGAAUGUUUUGCACGCGAUCAUGUUCCAAUCUGCAGAUGUCCAGGACAAACUAAGGGAAAUCCAUCAACGGAAUGUAUUCAUCUGGAGUGCAACUACCACAGCGAUUGCAGUCAAUCAGAUGCAUGCUUUGAUCAUAAGUGCGUCGAUCCUUGCUCAGUUUCGAACGUUUGCGGACAUGGAGCUGAUUGCUCUUCGCUCAAUCAUAGCGCAGUAUGUAUCUGCCAACCUGGCGGUACAGGUGAUCCGAAUCUUGGAUGCACUCCGGUUCAGUAUUGCAGAAGUGACUCGCAGUGCGCAACCGGUUCAGCGUGCAAUGGAGGCGUGUGCACAGCGCUUUGUGAAAGUACCAGAGAUUGCAUCGGCGAUCAACUGUGUAUCAACGGUCUUUGCCAGCCCACCUGUAGAAGUAAUUCUAGCUGCCCAGAAUAUCAAUACUGCCAUAAUAAUAUAUGUGUUCAAGAAUUACGUUGUACGUCGGACAGUGAUUGCGGAUAUGAUGAAAAGUGCAUUAAAAAUAGUAUUGGACAGGCGGAGUGUCAUAGAGCUUGCGACUUGAUACUCUGUGGCCGUAACGCCGAAUGCAAGUCUGAUAAUCACAUCGCAACAUGCACUUGUAAGUCGGGCUUUUUCGGAAAUGCCAAAGACGACAAAAUUGGCUGCCAACCUAUCGAGUGUGAAGUCCACGACGACUGUACUCAGGAGAAGAUCUGCGAUUUUCAUAGAUGUAGAAUCGCCUGUCUCGCGCAUAAUCCUUGCGGUGUGAAUGCUAUUUGCACAGCGGAGAAACACGUUCAAGUUUGCACAUGUCAACCAGGCUACACAGGAGAACCCACGCGUGCUUGCGCACUGAUAGAUUACUGUGCGAAUACGCCUUGCGCACCGGGUGCACUGUGCGAAAAUUCGCGUGGAUAUUUCAAGUGCCAUUGUCAACCUGGUACAGUCGGUGAUGCUUAUAACAGUGGCUGCCAACCGCCAGUAGAGUGUCUCCACGACGUAGAUUGUCCGUUAACUGCUAAAUGUGUUAAUAUCAACAACGUACCGAAGUGUUUCGAUACCUGCGCACGUAUACAGUGUGGUCCAAACGCUGAUUGUGUCGCGAGUAAUCACGCCGCAAGUUGUCAGUGUCGCACCGGUUACGAAGGCGAUCCUAUUUCGAACGUGGGAUGUCGUCCGAAAUCAGUGGUCUGCUCGUCACACGUCGACUGUGCAGCCAAUACCUAUUGUUACGAAGGCAUUUGUCGACCAUCUUGCCUAUCGGAUGAAGAAUGCAACUUAUUCGACGUUUGCUUGAAUGGACAAUGCUUAGAUCCAUGCGACGUGAAAUCGGCCUGCGGUAUAAAUGCCGAAUGUAAGGUGAAGAGUCACAUUAAGCAGUGUAGCUGUCCACCAGGCUUCACCGGUAACUCCGAAGUGGAAUGCGUAAGAUUGCCAGUGUCCUGUCUAGGAAGCAGGGACUGCAGCAAGGGCAACACCUGUCGCGAGAAUGUUUGCUUGCCGAUCUGCACCGCCGACGAUCAGUGCGCAUUGAAUGAGAAAUGCAUCCGCGGCAAUUGCUUGCUGACCUGCCGGCUGGACAAUGACUGCUUCCUGGGCCACAUCUGUCUGAAGAACAUGUGCUCGUUCGGUUGUCGCGCUGAUGAGGAUUGCAACGCGAAUGAGGCAUGCCUGGGGAACAAAUGCGUGAAUCCAUGCAAGGCCACAUCGUGCGGACCGAACGCCAAGUGCACAGUCUUCAACCAGCGUGCCACCUGUUCUUGUCCGUCCGGUUUUAUACCGAAUCCGACGGCGAAGAUCGCAUGUCUGAGAACACCGGGUCCGAUCUGUCAGGCCAAUCGGGAUUGCGCCGCGGGCACGGCUUGCGUCAGCGGCAUUUGCACAGCCGUCUGCUCGACCAACGCGAACUGUUUGAGCAACGAGAGAUGUGAUAGCUCCGGCGUUUGUAAAUCACUCUGCAGACGGGACGAGGAUUGCAGAAGCGGUGAGAUCUGCGAAGGAUUAAUGUGUAUUUCCGGCUGUCGAGCGGACAUCGAGUGCCAAGAUAAUUACGCGUGCAUAAACAACCAGUGCACAGAUCCAUGCUCAUUGGCCGGCGCUUGCGGCGUAAACGCUAAGUGUGCAAUCGUAAAUCAUCAAAAGAUAUGUACAUGUCCAUCGCCCUUAGUGGGAGACGCUCGUAUUGGAUGCAAACAGGCCUUCCUUCCCUGCUUAUCUGAAUUUGAAUGUUCGCCAGGACAAGUGUGUUAUGGCAAAUCGUGUUAUUCCAUUUGCAGAAGCGAUGCAAAUUGCUUGAGCGAUGAACGAUGCGAUGGCGGAAUUUGUAAGGCGAUAUGCAACAGCGACGAUCAUUGCAUCGCGAAUCAAAUAUGUCACAAUCGCUUGUGCGAUAUUGGAUGCCGAAGCGAUAACACAUGUCCCAGUGACGAAUCUUGCAUCAAUAAUCAAUGCAGAAGUCCAUGCGAAGGCGGUAAGGCGUGCGGAGAAUGCGCGGGCUGUCGCGUCGUCAAUCACGUGGCUCAAUGUAACUGUCCCGCUAAUUAUUACGGCAACGCGUUGAUCAAUUGCGCCAAGACUAUGAUUCCUUGCGAUGGUUCGUGCGAGUGCGAUGAGAUCGGAUUCUGCACCACCAGUUGCCACAUUCAGGAUGACUGCUCCUGCGGGGAAGUCUGCUUUAGCGGAAAAUGCCGCAUUAAAUGCGACAUCAAUAACGCCUGUCCAAAGGGUUAUGUAUGCGACGGAGGUUUGUGCCUGGUUGGUUGUCGCACUCAUUCCGACUGUCCGUCAUCAUUGUCGUGCACAAAUGGCCAAUGCGAGAAUCCGUGUUCCGCUCAUGGAUCACCUUGCGGAAUAAACGCACUCUGCCGCGUCUCGAAUCAUCGCGCGGUAUGCUUGUGUCCCGAAGGAUAUCAGGGCGAGCCGAGCCAGGAAUGUUACCAGUUGGAAUGCCAUCACGAUGACGAUUGCGAGCCGAACAAACGUUGCAGUGAAUAUGGAGUUUGCACAAAUCCGUGCUUGCAACACAACGUUUGCGGCUUCAACGCGCAAUGUCGAGUGAUCAACAGGAAGGCACAGUGCUCCUGUCCACCCGGACACUUUGGUAAUCCGAAGAUCAAUUGCAAGAAAGGCGGAGAUGAAUGUCUACGAAGACCUUGCGGUAUUAACGCCAAAUGCCGAGAAACUCUGAAUGGUUUCGAAUGCACAUGUGAUCCAGGAUGCCACGGCGAUCCACACCAGGCCUGCCUCUGUGCCGGCGAUCUCUGUAAGGAUACUCGCUGCGGUGUCAAUGCAGCUUGUCGAAUUUAUAAGAAUCAGCCUCAAUGUUAUUGCCCACCGAAUCAUCCAUCAGGCGAUCCAAUGCACGCAUGUAGCUCAGAUAGAGAUUUAGGAGACUGUCGGACAAAUGGAUGUGGAAAGAACGCUGAGUGCAUUAGAGAUGGGGCUAUAUUUGUCUGCCGGUGUCCACCAGGUACAAGCGGCUCGCCAGAUAUCGAGUGCACAACAGAGCGCGAAUGCACCAGCGACUUAGAGUGCCCCAAUGAAAAAGCCUGCAUAAAUCUACAAUGUCUGGACCCGUGCGCGCUACGCGGUGCCUGUGGGAUCAAUGCUCUGUGCCGAGUGGUUCUGCACAAGCCGCGUUGCUCGUGCCCGCAGUGUUAUAUCGGUAUGCCCCACACGGCCUGCCAUCCAGAUUCCAAAUGCGACACGCUCAAUCCCAAACCUACGCCGAGCAUCGGUUGUUCCUCCGACUACGACUGUCCGGAGAGUCUCUCCUGCCACUCUCAGACAGGCGAGUGCCGCGAUCCAUGUUUGAGCUCCCGGUAUACCUGCGAGGUCAACAAGAGGUGUCAGGUGCGGAAUCACAAACCUAUGUGCGUUUGCAAAUACGGCUUCGUAGUCAACGAAAUUGGGGAAUUGACCUGCGCUCCUGACACGCUCACCUGCUCGAGGGACUUCGAUUGUCCCUCGAACGCCGCGUGCGUCAACGGAAAAUGUCAGAAUCCCUGUAACGUGCGAAACAAAAGACCAUGUUCGGCCGAUAAAACCUGCGAUGUCCUGGACCAUCGUCCCGUGUGCAUUUGCACCAAAAACUGCAAUCCCUCCCUCUCCAUUUGCCUGCGAGACAGUGGCUGCUCUCCAGACUUGGCGUGCCGCAACUAUCGCUGCGUGGAUCCAUGCAGAAACUCUACCUGUCCGGCUGAUGCCCCCUGUUACGUGGAGGAGCACAAGCCUAUCUGCAAGUUCUGUCCCCCCGGCUUUGUGCCAGAUACUAAAUACGGAUGCAUGAAAGCAGUUCUUCACCCCAUGCCCAAGCCAGUUUGCGAGUCCGAUGAUGACUGCAGCGACGCAGAAGCCUGCGUCAAAAGCUCCUGCGUUGAUCCUUGUAUCAACGAGUGUCAACUGACUGUUCAAUGUCGGGUUGAAGCGCAUAGGCCUAUUUGUGAUUGCGAUCCUAACGACCAACGUUGUUCAUCUGGUGGUGCAACGACGUUGCGUUCAGAUCACACUUUUAAAACCGACGUUUAUACUACAUUACAAACAACAACAAACGCUAGUAUUUUGCCGUCCACACCGCCUAUUUCCACUACAGAAGUUGCAUACACGAAGGAAAGCACAAUUUCUUUAACACAAGUUACUGAAAACUUGGUGAAAAAUAUUACCACUGAAACGAGUAGAUCAGAUACGACAACUGUCUCCACGGAAGUUAUUACCGAGUCUUCGGAACAUACGGGAACUGUAUUUACAACGCAAAGUACAGUUAGUACUAGCAUUUCAAUUCCAACGACGAACGUUGAUAUUUUAGAAAACGUUACAUCUAGUCACUUUACGACUCCAAUGUCUGAAACCACUUCAACGGAACAUGCAAGUACGAUUACUUCCGAAAUCGAAUCGACAAGUACUCCUAUUAUUCCAACUACAUACAAGGAAGAAACUAUUACAGAAAAUGUAUCUUCUUUUACUGUGAUUUCAACAACGAGCGAAUCUGAAGAGAAUGCUACGACGACCAAGCUACCCGAAACUACUAUUAUUGCAGAGAAUGUUACUCUAAUUUUUCCAUUUACUGAGAGUACUACAAUUUUCGAUAAAAGUACUGAAACAAUUUCCACACCGACGGAAGUAAGUAGUACGCAUGCAGAAAUUCCUGAGAAUAUAACUAUAGUUCCUACUACAGAAGUUCCUGAUAUAAAUGUAGAAACUUCAACAGUAAUAACGACUACACAACGAUAUUUUACUACCACAGAAUGUAAAGAAUUAACAGUAAAGCCGGAAGAAAUCACUGAGCCAUAUACAGAGAAUACUAUUAGCACAACGACGACUGCAACAUUUACGAUGUCAUCUCCAGAUGUCUCAGAACAUACCGAAAUAACUACGAUAAAUAUUGAACAUGAUACUGCCGAAGAAAUCACUCAAGAAACCAGCACUGCCGAAACUGCAUCUUUGCAUACAACUGAGCCAUAUGUAAAAGAUACUACUCCAUUAUCUGCAAUUACAACUGAAUCUCCCAUAUUUACGUCAAAGGAAUUAAUUACUGAUAACAUCUCUCAGAAAGGCACUGAUAUUUCUACAGAAACCUCCACUACUGAACAAUACACCACAUCUUAUCUUACCACACAAGAAUACUCUACAGAACAAUACACUACUUUGAAGCAGUACACUACACCUGAACAAAUUACAGAACAGAUUUUGACUACAGAACAAUCCAGCACUCCUGAAUAUUCUACAACAGAACAGCUUAAAACAUCUCAACAGCCUACAGAACAGUACACUACACGCGAACAAUUUACAGAACAGAUCUCGACUACAGAACAAUCCAGCACUCCUGAAUAUUCUACAACAGAACAGCUUAAAACAUCUCAACAGCCUACAGAACAGUACACUACACCCGAACAAUUUACAGAACAGAUCUCGACUACAGAACAAUCCAGCACUCCUGAAUAUUCUACAACAGAACAGCUUAAAACAUCUCAACAGCCCACAGAACAGUACACUACACGCGAACAAUUUACAGAACAGAUUUCGACUACAGAACAAUCCAGCACUCCUGAAUAUUCUACAACAGAACAGCUUAAAACAUCUCAACAGCCUACAGAACAGUACACUACACCUGAACAAUUUACAGAACAGAUUUCGACUACAGAAUCCGGCAUAUCACAACACUCUACAGAAAAGCAUUUCACUACAGAACAGUUUUGGACAUCAGAGCAACCUACUGAACAAUAUACUGUAUCUGAACAGUCUACAAAACAGAUCUCUACUACAGAACAAUAUAGCACAUUCGAAUAUUCCACAGAGGUACAUUCUACUACCGAACAAUCUAAAGAAUCUACGCAAUCAUCCUUUACUACCGUGCAAUAUAGUACAACUGAAUAUUCCACGGAAGAAUAUUCUACUUCUGAAAAAUCUACAGAACAAUCCGUCACUGAAAUUAGCCGGAAUAAAACAAAUAUGAUUUGCAACUUAGACACAGAUUGCACGGAAUGUGAGAUUUGCAUUGAUCGUCUAUGCCAGAAUCCAUGUAGAGUUAAUAAUCCAUGCCCUGAGAAUGUUUUAUGCGACGUUACGAAUCACCGGCCUGUGUGCUUAGACUCAAGUACCGAGCAGAGUACGUCUAAUUGUAGCAUACUCCCAGACGUGAAAUGCACGACGCACAACGACUGUCCCAUUCAACUGGCCUGCAUAAAUCAACAAUGUCUGAAUCCUUGCACUUUGGGCAAUCCGUGCGACUUCGUCGAAGUUUGUCAUGUACAUUAUCAUAGGCCGGUCUGCGUUAAAGAGGAUUUCAAUGAAACGAAAUGUCCUUACUGCCCGCCCGGUAUGCAAUGCGACCCAUUGACAAAUACAUGCGUGAAAGCGGGUUGCACUAGCAACAGGGAUUGCCCGCUGACAGAGGCGUGCAUUGGGCACACUUGCCAGGAGCCAUGUUUAGUUCGAAAUCCGUGUGCGGAACAUGCCAUUUGCAUUAAUACGAAUCACGGAGCCGAUUGCAGCUGUGAGGAAGACUAUCAUGGAAACGGAUUCUCCUAUUGCGAUUUGCUGGAAGAGGGCAAGAAUAUUUGCCAAUACAACGAAGACUGUCCCCCGCACAAAUACUGCGAUCGCCUCAACAGACUGUGUAUCAAUCCUUGCGUCGAACAUGACUGCGGAGAAAACGCGAAGUGUGUCUCCAGUAACCAUGAAGCGCAGUGUACGUGCCUUCCUGGAUAUCAAGGAAAUCCUCAGAUUGACUGCCAGGAGAUACCGACCUCUAAUCCUUGCGUACCAAAUCCUUGCGGUUUGAACGCUUUGUGCGAGAACGAUAAUGGAAAUCCCGUUUGUUUCUGCCCGAAAGGCCUAACUGGAAGUCCGUUCGAGCAAUGCAUUCCUGAAGGUGAUCAGUGUGAAGGCAACCCUUGCGGUGCGAACUCGGGAUGUCGGGUGAUAAAUGGACAGGUGAAGUGCUUCUGUCUGCCUGGCUACGAAGGAGAUCCGCCGCACGUUCCCUGCAUACUCCCCAGCACUUCUUGCGAGCCUUCUCCUUGCGGUCCCAACACUCGCUGUUCCGUAUUGAGCAACGGCUUUGCAAAGUGUACCUGUCUACCUGGAUACAUUGAAAGUCCUAACACUAUCAGAGGAUGCGUACCGAAAGAAAAUCAAUGCGACUUUAAUCCAUGCGGCUUUGGAGCGAUAUGCAACAGUACGAGAGUACCACCUUGUUACUGCCCGGAUCUCAUGAUUGGAAAUCCAUAUAAGAAUUGCGGAGCACGCCCAGCGGAACCGUACGAUCCCUGUCUGUUAUCGCCUUGCGGCAAGAAUGCUAUUUGUACAGUAGUCAAUGGCGCAGCUAAAUGUACAUGCGUACCGCCAUUCAUUGGCAAUCCUUAUCUGGAUGGUUGUGAAGCCGAAUGCAUCAUUAAUCGAGAUUGCGAGGGUCAUCUGGCUUGUUUCAAUCAGCAUUGUAGAGAUCCAUGUCCAGGCGUGUGUGGCGCCAAUGCGCGAUGCGAAGUCGUCGAUCACCUACCGAUGUGCUCUUGUUUGCCGGGAUAUACCGGAGAUCCGUUUAGAGCCUGCAAAGUGGAGAGGCCUAUAAUACCUGAUCAGAAUCCAUGCUUGCCGUCGCCAUGCGGCCCGCACAGUAUUUGCCGUGUGAUGAACGAUCGUGCUGUUUGCUCCUGUAGUCCGGGUUACCAAGGCACGCCGCCGCAUUGCCGUCCCGAAUGCCUCGUCAGCACAGAAUGCCCAGCUCACCUGGCUUGUAUCAAUCAGAAAUGUAACGAUCCUUGCCCGGAUUUGUGCGGUUUGAAUGCUGAUUGUCAGGUCGUGAAUCACAAUCCCAUCUGCAGUUGUCCUCGUCAAUAUGUCGGCGAUCCAUUCACGCAUUGCGCCAAGGAAGAACCGUUACCACCAACCACGAAUCCUUGUUUGCCGUCGCCUUGCGGACCUAACGCUGAUUGCCGCGUCCAAGAAGAUCAUCCCAUCUGCACGUGUAUUAGCGGUAUGUACGGAGCACCGCCGAAUUGUAGACCAGAGUGUGUCAUCGAUCAAGAUUGCGUCAGUUCCUUAGCAUGUAUUCAAAAGAAGUGUUUGGAUCCGUGCAUUGGAUCAUGCGGAUUCAACACAAAUUGCGCAGUGCAAAAUCAUCGACCGAUAUGCCAGUGUUACGAAGGCUACGAAGGAGAUCCUUUCUCAGGCUGUGCCAAAACUGUCUUCCCAGCGCCAUUGCCGUGCGAUCCUUCGCCAUGCGGUGCAAACGCCGUAUGCAAGGAGCGUAAUGGCGCGGGCUCUUGCACUUGCCUGCCCGAUUACACCGGCGAUCCGUACGAGGGCUGCAGACCAGAAUGCGUUCAAAAUUCAGAUUGCAUUCACACGAAGGCUUGCAUCAACAACAAGUGCAAGGAUCCAUGCAUUGGAGCGUGCGGAAUUAAUGCACAAUGUCAAGUUUAUAACCAUCAACCGUCCUGCAGCUGUCUUUCUGGUUACACCGGAGAUCCACUUACAUCUUGUCACAUACCAUUAGAACCUCCAGUACCGGGUGAUACGUGCCAACCGUCUCCCUGUGGACCAUACAGCAAUUGCCGCGUCGUUGAUAAUCACGCAGUAUGCUCCUGCCAACCUAAUUACAUCGGUAGCCCACCGUCAUGCCGACCAGAAUGCGUGGUCAGUACCGACUGCAGCCCGAAUGCAGCGUGCAUCAAUCAGAGGUGCAAAGAUCCAUGUGCAGGCACGUGUGGCGUGAACGCGGAUUGUCGAGUAAUCAAUCAUAAUCCAGUCUGCAUUUGUGCGAUCGGCUAUAGUGGAGAUCCAUUCUUCGGAUGCGUUAAAGAAGAAGUGACACCAAUACCAAAACCGGGCGGCAAUCCGUGCAUCCCUCCGCCAUGCGGGCCGAAUUCCCAGUGCCGCGUAAUCGACGGUUUUCCAGCGUGCUCAUGCUUACCGAAUUACGUUGGCCGUGCACCAAACUGUCGUCCCGAAUGUGUCAUUAACGAGGGAUGUCCCGGGAACUUGGCGUGCCAGAACGAACAGUGCGUGGAUCCGUGCCCAGGCUCUUGCGGCGUGAAUACAUAUUGCAAUGUUGUAAAACACAAUCCUAUCUGUAUCUGUAACGAAGGCUACACCGGCAAUCCGUUCACAGAAUGUACACCCAUCGUGGAAGCGCCUAUUACAACGGAGCAACCUCGCACACCGUGCAAUCCAUCGCCGUGCGGUGCUAACGCCGUGUGCAACGAGCGAAAUGGCGUCGGAUCUUGCACAUGCCUGCCGCAGUACUUCGGCGACCCGUACAUCGCCUGCAGACCCGAAUGCGUGACUAACGCCGAUUGCGACCGCAGCAAAGCCUGCCUGAACAACAAGUGCAUCAAUCCGUGCCCGGGUACAUGUGGCCAGGAUGCAACCUGCCGCGUCGUCAAUCACGCACCGAUGUGUUCCUGUUUGCCAGGCUACACCGGCGAUCCGGUGAACGGCUGUACUAUCUUGGAAAUUGUGACGCCGCUGCCCGCGCCGACCGAUCCUUGCGUACCGUCGCCGUGCGGACCCAACAGCAAUUGCCGAACUCACGACGGUCACGCGGUGUGUCUGUGCCAGCCAGGAUUCUCCGGCAUUCCACCGAACUGCCGACCAGGUUGCAUCGUCAGCUCCGAGUGCUCGCAGAACAAAGCGUGUAUCAAUAACAAGUGCGCGGACCCGUGUCCGGGCUCUUGCGGGCAGAACACCAACUGUCUCACGGUGAACCACAAUCCUAUCUGCAGCUGUGCCAGCGGCUACGUUGGCGAUCCCUUCGUACACUGCACCAGGAUCAGUACCAUAUCGCCGUUGCCGAAGGGAGAGGAAGACCCGUGCGUGCCGAAUCCAUGCGGCCCGAACUCGCAAUGCAAAGUAGUCGGCUCGAGUCCGGCGUGCUCCUGCUUGCAGAACUACAUCGGCCGUCCGCCGAACUGCAGACCGGAGUGCACCGAUAACUCGGAAUGCUUCAACAGCGCGGCGUGCAUUAAUCAAAGAUGCAAGAGUCCUUGUCCUGGCGCUUGCGGCGAAUUUGCCAGAUGCACGGUGCAGAAUCACGUUCCAAUUUGCGCUUGCUCCGAGGGAUACGAGGGCGAUCCCACUGUGCGUUGCGUCCUAGCAUCUCCACCAGUGACAGACAAGCCUGUGUCGAAUCCGUGCUCACCGAAUCCUUGCGGCCCCAACGCGCAAUGCCGCGAGAGAAACGGAGCAGGCGCUUGCAUAUGUCCACCUGAUCUGAUAGGUGAUCCUUACGAUGUCAUCAGGGGAUGCCAUAAGGAAUGCGAGACGAAUAAUGAUUGCGCGCCGCAGCUGGCGUGUGUUGGCUUCAAAUGCACAGAUCCGUGUCCCAAUUCGUGUGGAACGUUGUCCAUAUGUAACGUACAAGCGCACGUUCCUGUCUGCCUGUGCCCACCAGGAUAUACGGGAGAUCCAUACUUUGCUUGCGAGGUCGAGGAAAUGACAAAAACGUUGGAGCCAUGCUCUCCAUCACCUUGUGGACCCAACAGUAAAUGCCGAGUUGUCAACGGUCAAGCUGUGUGCACUUGUUUACCAGAGUACAGAGGUAUUCCACCAUCAUGCAGGCCAGAAUGCAUCGUUAAUGCUGAAUGUCCGCCACAUCUGGCAUGUGUAAACAAGAAAUGCGCGGAUCCUUGCCCGAACACCUGUGGACUGAGGGCGCAGUGUACUACGAAAAAUCACAACCCGAUCUGCACUUGUCCUGCUGGCUUCACGGGAGAUCCUUUCACUUUAUGCUCGCCACAUGUUACUAGCGAUUAUCCGAUAACUGAGCGGCCACCGUCUUGCACCCCAUCUCCUUGCGGUCCGAACUCUUUGUGUCAAAUUAUAUCCGGCAAUCCCGCGUGCUCUUGCCUGCCAAAUUAUAUUGGCGUACCGCCGCAAUGUCGACCCGAAUGCAUCUUGAGCUCCGAAUGCAAGAGCCUUCUCGCUUGCGUCAAUCAGAGGUGUGCGGAUCCAUGUCCGGGUUCGUGCGGAGUAAACGCUCAGUGUCACGUAUUAAACCAUUUGCCAGUUUGCACGUGUAUAGAAGGUUUUACCGGAGAUCCAUUUACGCAAUGCAGCAUUAUUCCGCCAGUUACAGUACCACCACCCAUAGAUCCUUGUGCUCUAUCUCCAUGUGGCCCGAACGCCAUAUGCGAUAAUGGCGAAUGCAAAUGCUUGCCCGAGUACAUCGGUAAUCCUUAUGAAGCCUGUCGUCCGGAAUGUAUCCUCAAUUCUGAAUGCCCGCGCGAUAAAACUUGUCUGAAGAAUAAGUGCAAAGAUCCGUGUCCCGGAAUAUGCGGUCAGAACGCACGGUGCGACGUGGUAAAUCACAUUCCCGUCUGCUCCUGUUCAUCCGGCUACAUAGGCGAUCCGUUCGUCAGUUGCCGCGUUCAACCUAAAGUGCCAGAUUCUCAAAGGGAUCCAUGCACGCCGUCGCCCUGCGGACCUAACAGUCAGUGUCGCAACAUCGAGGAUCACGCUGUGUGCUCUUGUAUUCAAGGAUACCUCGGUUCUCCGCCGUCUUGUAGACCGGAGUGUAUUGUUAGCUCUGAGUGUCCACCAACACGAGCUUGCGUAAACAAAAAGUGCACGGAUCCUUGUCUGGGUUCUUGCGGUUUGAACGCGAGGUGCGAAGUCAUCAAUCACUCGCCGAUAUGCAGUUGUCUGCCCGGACAGACUGGAGAUCCGUUUAGGAGCUGUUACGACAUUCCACUACCACUGGAGCCUAAGGAUCAUGGCGAUCCUUGCAAUCCUUCGCCAUGCGGACCGAACGCGCUUUGUCAGAACGCAAACGGACAACCAUCGUGUUCGUGUCUACCCUCGUACAUCGGCAUUCCGCCAUCUUGUCGGCCGGAGUGUCUCAUCAACCCUGACUGCCCUGCAGAAAAAUCCUGCAUAAAUAUGAAAUGUAAAGAUCCUUGCCCGGGAUCCUGCGGAGACAACGCUGAAUGCAAAGUAGUGAAUCACGCUGUGACUUGUUCGUGUAAGAUCGGAUACACGGGCAAUCCGUUUGUGCAAUGUAUAUUAGAAGAGGAAACGAUAAAUCCGUGCGAGCCUUCGCCGUGCGGAGCCAACGCGAUCUGUCAGCAGCGAGAUAACGCAGGAGCCUGCAUAUGCAUCGAGGACUAUCACGGAAAUCCUUACGAAGGCUGUCAACCGGAGUGUGUCCUCAGCGCGGAUUGUCCCACGAACAAGGCUUGCGUUCGCAAUAAAUGUAAAGAUCCUUGCCCAGGCGUAUGCGGCAUCCGGGCGCAGUGCUCAGUGAUCAAUCACAUUCCUACGUGCACUUGCGAACCUGGAUACAUCGGAGACCCGUUCACAAUUUGCACGCUUCAACUGGAAGUGGACACCGAAUCUACCGUCAGAGACCCGUGCUCGCCCUCACCCUGUGGACCGAACAGCUUAUGCCGCGCGAUAAACGAUCAAGCCGUAUGCACGUGUCAAGAAUCCUUCGUGGGUGCCCCACCGAACUGCAAGCCGGAAUGCGUUGUCAAUUCGGAGUGUCCGCAAAGUAAAGCGUGUUACAAAUAUAAAUGCACGGAUCCGUGCCCCGGCACUUGCGGAGUGGAAGCCAAUUGCCGUGUCAUCAAUCACAAUCCGCUCUGCAGUUGUCCGCAAGGAAAGACGGGCGAUCCCUUCUCCAGAUGUUUCCCUGAACCCGUUAUGCCGUUACCACCAGUGGAUCCUUGUUUCCCUAGUCCUUGUGGACUCUACGCGGAGUGUAAAGUUGUAAACAAUCAAGCCGCAUGCAGCUGUUUGAAAAAUUACAUUGGAAUACCGCCCAAUUGUCGCGCAGAAUGCGUAGUUAACACAGAUUGCGCAUCGGAUCAAGCUUGCAUCUCAGAAAAAUGUCGCGAUCCAUGCAUCGGCUCUUGCGGCCAGAAUGCUGAUUGCCGAGUUCAGAAUCACAUACCAGUCUGCUUAUGUCAACCUGGCUAUUCUGGCGAUCCCUUCUCUCUAUGCACUGUAAUUAGGGAACAACCAAAGAUCCCUGAAGAUUUGUGCAAUCCGUCUCCUUGCGGGCCUAAUGCGGAAUGCAAUGAAGGUGUAUGCACUUGUCUUCGUAAUUACUUCGGAGAUCCAUACUCGUACUGUCGACCAGAAUGCACGAUGAAUUCUGAUUGUCCUCGCAUCAAAACGUGCAUCAAUCAAAACUGCGUAGAUCCUUGCCCGGGCACGUGCGGUCGUGAUGCACGUUGCGACGUUGUCAAUCACGUUCCAAUGUGUAGCUGUCCACCUGGCUACACCGGAAAUCCGUUCCUUCUGUGUCGACCACAUAUACCAGAUGAUACUAUUAAACAACCAUGCAGUCCUUCGCCUUGCGGACCAAACAGCAUCUGCAAAGCUGUAAGUGGUCAUGCUGUAUGCUCGUGCCAGCCUGGUUUAAUUGGUAGUCCACCCGCCUGUAGACCAGAAUGUGUGGUCAGUGCCGACUGUCCAUUGACACAAGCGUGCCUGAAUAACAAAUGUCAAGAUCCAUGCCCAGGCACCUGUGGACAGAAUACAAAUUGUCAAGUAGUCAAUCAUAAUCCGAUAUGCAGCUGCUCUGAAUCUUACACGGGCGAUCCCUUCACUAUAUGCUAUCCACAGCCGAAAACACCGCCUGCGCCGAUAAACCCGUGUCAGCCAUCGCCUUGCGGUCCUAACGCGGAAUGUCAAGUGAGAGGUGACAGUCCUGCGUGCUCGUGCAUCGAAAAUUACAUCGGUUUGCCGCCGAAUUGUAGGCCGGAGUGCACUAUCAAUCCCGAGUGUCCGCCGCAGUUAGCGUGCAUGCAACAAAAGUGCCGCGACCCGUGCGUCGGUCUGUGCGGUUUGAACGCGCAGUGCUCAGUAGUGAAUCAUCAUGCGGUUUGUGCGUGUAUCGCCGGAUACAACGGAAAUCCAUUCAGCGCUUGCGAACGAAUACCCGAGGAUACGCCCCUAGACAUUAGAAAACCAUGCGAGCCUUCGCCGUGCGGCGUCAAUGCUAUCUGCCGCGAAAGCAAUGGUGUUGGCUCGUGUACCUGUCUGCCGGACUAUCUAGGUGAUCCCUAUCAAGAAUGCAGACCCGAAUGCACGCAAAAUUCUGACUGUUUGACGAGAAUGGCGUGUGUGAGCCUGAAAUGCAAAGACCCUUGUCCAGGAACAUGCGGAGUCAAUGCCCAAUGCCAAUCGGUUAAUCAUCUGCCGAUCUGUACUUGCAUUCCCGGCUAUACUGGCAACCCCUUCACAUACUGUUCCCUGAUAGUUCAAGACAUCCUUCCAGAAAUAAACCCAUGCAGCCCAUCUCCCUGUGGACCAAACAGCAAGUGUCGUGAUAUAAACCGCCUUGCUGUUUGCACCUGUCUCCCGAAUUUUAUCGGCAAUCCUCCCAACUGUCGUGCCGAAUGCGUGGUGAACAGUCAAUGCUCUCCGGAUCUCGCUUGCAUCAAUCAGAAAUGUACAUCGCCCUGCCCGGACCCGUGUGGAAUAAAUACCCAGUGCAAAGUGAUUAAUCACAGCCCGAUUUGCACCUGCAAUCUCGGUUACACUGGAGAUCCUUUCUUGAGAUGUUUCCCCGCGCCACAAGUACUAGAUUUCCCUAUAGCCCCCAAAGACCCGUGCGUACCGUCCCCGUGCGGUAUGUACGCGGAAUGCAGAAAUAUCGGCGGUACAGCAUCGUGCUCCUGUUCGCCGACCUACAGAGGAUCACCGCCAAAUUGUCGCCCCGAAUGCCGCAUCAAUUCCGAUUGCCCGAUGAAUCUUGCCUGCGGCAACGAGAAAUGCAGAGAUCCCUGCUUAGGCUCUUGCAGUAUUACUUCAUUAUGCACAGUCUAUAAUCACGUACCAGUAUGCACCUGUCCCGAGGGAUACACCGGUGACCCCUUCAGCAAUUGUUAUCUGAAACCGAUUGCAACUGCACCUACAAUUAGCGACCCGUGCGAUUUGAAUCCUUGUGGACCGAAUGCCCGAUGCAACAAUGGUAUCUGCAUAUGCUUGCCCGAAUAUCAGGGUGAUCCUUACGUAGGAUGCCGUCCCGAAUGUAUUACAAAUAUCGAUUGCGCUCACAAUCGGGCGUGCAUUCGCAACAAAUGUGUGGAUCCUUGUCCGGGCACAUGCGGCCGAAAUGCAUUGUGUUCCGUGUAUAAUCACGUACCGAUGUGUACUUGUCCGGCCGGAAUGGCCGGUAAUGCCUUCGUUCAAUGUUCCGUUCUCCAAGAUACCCCGCAAGGAAAUCCUUGCUCGCCCUCGCCCUGCGGACCCAACAGUGUUUGCCGAGAAAAUAACGGGCAACCUGUGUGCUCGUGUGUGACGGGAUUCCUUGGCGUACCGCCAGCAUGCAGACCUGAAUGCACUAUCAGUGCCGAUUGUCCUCUGACGGAAGCUUGCAGCAAUCAGAAAUGCAUCAAUCCUUGCCUCGGCGCGUGCGGAAUACGAGCCACAUGUCAAGUGAUCAAUCACAAUCCCAUUUGUAGCUGCGGAGAACUAAUCGGAGACCCAUUCAUUCAAUGCACUCCACGACCACUCGAACCGGUGAUACCAACAAACCCCUGUGUGCCGUCCCCUUGCGGAGCGAACGCUGAGUGUCGAAUUGUAGGCGAUGCGUUCUCGUGCUCAUGUCUAGCUGGAUUCCUCGGUACACCGCCGAAUUGUAGGCCGGAAUGUAUUAGCAACAGCGAAUGCCCCUCUCACUUGGCAUGUAUAAAUCAGAAAUGCAGAGAUCCUUGCGAAGGCUCGUGCGGAGCUAAUGCUGAAUGUCGUGUAGUGAGUCACACACCUAUGUGCGUUUGCCCUAGCGACUUCACUGGCGAUCCGUUCACACAGUGUACAAUAAAGCCACCCGUAUCACUCGCAGUGUCGCCUUGUAAGCCGUCACCUUGCGGUUUUAAUGCUAUCUGCAAGGAACAGCACGGUGCUGGAUCCUGUUCUUGCCUACCUGAUUAUGUCGGCAAUCCUUAUGAAGGAUGUCGACCGGAAUGCGUUGUUGAUACAGAUUGCAUAUCUACAUUUGCUUGCAUACAAUCGAAAUGUAAAGAUCCGUGCCCCGGUGUUUGUGGACAAUUCGCUGAAUGUCAAGUUAUUAAUCAUCGACCUUCUUGCACAUGUAUUCCCGGUUAUAGCGGUAAUCCCUUCCAGUACUGCAUCGUGUUCCGUGACACUGUCGAAACUCCGAAGGAUGUGUGCAAUCCAUCGCCUUGCGGACCCAACAGCCAAUGCCGUGUUAAUAAUAAUCAAGCAGUUUGUUCUUGCCUUCCGACUUUCAUCGGUAGUCCACCCGCAUGUCGCCCUGAAUGCGUGACAAGCUCAGACUGUCCGCUUACACUUGCUUGCGUGAAUCAAAAGUGUCAAGAUCCUUGCCCUGCCUCGUGCGGUAGAAAUUCAAAUUGCAGAGUCAUCAAACAUAAUCCGAUCUGCUCUUGCAAAAACGGCUAUACUGGCGAUCCAUUUACUGUCUGCUUCCAAACGCCCGUGAGUCCACCCAUUGUAAAUGACAUUGUGAGAGACCCAUGUGUACCGUCGCCUUGCGGUGCAUUUUCUGAAUGCCGUGACAUAGGAAGAGUCCCAUCAUGUUCUUGUUUACCAACGUACAGAGGCAGUCCGCCAAAUUGUAAACCAGAAUGCACGGUUAAUAUAGAAUGUCCAGCCAAUAUGGCUUGCAUGCAGCAAAAAUGUAGAGAUCCCUGUCCGGGUUCAUGCGGCAUAAUGGCCGAGUGUAGUGUCAUAAAUCACGUGCCGAUUUGCUCAUGUUUGCCCGAUUACACCGGCGAUCCUUUCACCGCGUGUUCCAUAAAUUCAAUUGUUCCAAUAUCUAAACCGGAUCCAUGCACACCUACACCUUGCGGACCCAAUGCGCAAUGUAACGGAGGAGUUUGCACUUGCAUAGUGGAAUAUUUCGGGGAUCCUUACAGUGGCUGUCGCCCAGAAUGCGUAUUGAAUAACGAUUGUCCGAACACGCAAGCAUGCGUGCGAAACAAAUGCAUAGAUCCCUGUCCAGGCAUCUGUGGCCAAAAUGCUGUGUGCAAUGUAUACAAUCAUGUUCCUAUGUGUAGUUGUCCCUCAGGAAUGGAUGGAAAUGCCUUUGUCUUGUGUUCUCCCGUCACAGUAACUCCCGUUAGCGACCCUUGUAAUCCGUCGCCAUGUGGCCCGAACAGUCAAUGUCGGCAAAAUAAUAUGCAGGCUGUGUGCAGUUGCAUAACCGGAUUUGUCGGAGCACCUCCGACUUGCAGGCCCGAAUGUGUAAUUAGCUCAGAUUGUCCAAAGAACGAGGCGUGUACCAAUCAAAAAUGUCGAGAUCCAUGUCCAGGAAGUUGCGGACGCAACACAAUUUGCAACGUUAUUAAUCACAAUCCCGUUUGUGUUUGUCGUCCUGGAAUGACCGGAGAUCCGUUUAUCAAUUGCUUCCCACUUCCUGCGGAACCAUUACCCGUGCUCAAUCCCUGUCAACCAUCGCCAUGCGGACCAAACGCGCAAUGCCAAGUGAUAAAUGAUCAAGCCUCUUGCUCGUGCCUGCAAGAAUUUAUCGGAUCGCCUCCGAAUUGUCGAUACGAGUGUAUCAGCAAUAGCGAAUGCUCAAACAAAAUGGCCUGCAUUAACCAAAAAUGUCGCGAUCCAUGUAUCAACGCGUGUGGAAUCAAUGCCGUUUGCAAUGUUGUUAGUCACACGCCGAUGUGUGCGUGUACACCCGGUUACACUGGCGAUCCAUUUACACAGUGCUCUCCCCAACAAUUCGACAUACAACCUAGUAUACCCACACCGUGCACGCCAUCUCCGUGUGGUGCGAAUGCAAUAUGCAGAGUGCAGCAAAACGCUGGUUCUUGCUCAUGUUCGCCCGAUUAUGUGGGCAAUCCUUACGAAGGAUGCAGACCCGAAUGUACACUUAAUUCUGACUGUCCGUCUAAUCAAGCGUGCAUUGGUUUGAAGUGCAAAGAUCCAUGCCCAGGAACGUGUGGCCAGAACGCGCAAUGUUACGUGAUUAAUCAUUCACCGACUUGCACGUGUUUCGAACGAUACACAGGAAAUCCAUUUAUAUUCUGCAAUCUUAUCCCUGAAACUCCGAUUGUAUACGAUAAUGUCGAUCCUUGUCAAAUAUCUCCUUGCGGACCGUACAGUCAAUGUAAACCGAGCAAUGGCCAAGCUGUUUGCUCUUGCCUUCCAACUUAUAUCGGCGCACCGCCCGGUUGUAGACCCGAGUGCACUGUUAGCACAGAUUGCCCGACAAAUCGAGCUUGUGAAAAUAAUAAGUGCGUUGAUCCUUGCCCCAACUCGUGUGGUCAAGGAACGACGUGUAGAGUUGUGAAUCAUAGUCCAAUAUGUAUAUGUAAACCCGGAUUCAGCGGUGAUCCAUUCAUACGCUGUUCAUUUGUACAACCUACUCCAACACCAAGCCCACCCUCGGAUUCUUGCAUACCAUCUCCGUGUGGACCUAAUUCGCAGUGUCGCAAUGUCAACGGUUAUCCCUCAUGCUCUUGUAUGAUUAAUUACAUUGGUACACCGCCUAACUGUCGACCGGAAUGCGUCAUUCCCGCCGAUUGCCCGAGCAAUCAGGCUUGCAUUCGCGAAAGAUGUCAAGAUCCAUGUCCAGGUUCUUGCGGCCUGAAUGCUAUUUGUACUGUUCACAAUCACAUUCCAAUCUGCAGAUGCAUAGAAAGUUACACUGGCGAUCCGUUUACCGGUUGUCAACCUAUACCGAUCAAUGAACCAGUGCAGAAACCCGACCCAUGCAGCGCGUCACCCUGCGGACCAAAUGCCCGAUGCACUAAUGGCAUUUGCAAUUGCCUGCCUGAAUACUUUGGCGAUCCUUAUAUUGGCUGUCGCCCAGAAUGCGUAUUCAGUACAGAUUGCUCCAUCGACAGGGCGUGUAUACGAAAUAAAUGUGUAGAUCCUUGUCCGGGUACUUGUGGACAAAAUAGCUUAUGCAACGUGAUAAAUCAUACACCGAUGUGCAGUUGUCCCCCUGGUACCGCCGGAAAUGCAUUUAUCUCUUGCAACAUAAUGAGAGUUCCUCCCGUGACAAGACCGUGUAAUCCGAAUCCCUGCGGUCCGAACAGCAUAUGUCGAGAAUUAAAUGGACAAGCAGUGUGCAGCUGUGCGCCAGAAUUCCUUGGAUCGCCGCCCCUCUGCCGACCCGAGUGUACCCUCAGCUCCGACUGUCGGCAAAACGAAGCUUGCGCCAAUCAGAAAUGCAAGGAUCCUUGUCCCGGAACAUGCGGCAUUCAAGCGAGAUGCGUAGUCGUCAAUCACAAUCCUGUCUGCUCGUGUCCCGAACGAUUUACAGGCGAUCCGUUUAUCAGAUGUGACGUCAUAAAACCAGUAGAGCCUAUAAACCCUUGUCAACCCUCGCCCUGCGGUCCGUACGCUCAGUGCCAGGUCAUUAACGAUUUGCCAUCCUGCUCGUGUCUGCCCGAGUACAAAGGCUCGCCCCCGUAUUGUCGACCUGAGUGCGUCUCCAAUCCCGAGUGCCCCAGCCACCAGAGUUGCGUGCGGCAAAAGUGCAAAGAUCCCUGCCCAGGUUUAUGCGGGGAGAGUGCGGAGUGCCAUGUAGUACAACAUAUACCUCAUUGCGUCUGUUCCUACGGUCUCACCGGUGAUCCGUACACGCGCUGCUCGGUGAUAACACACGAACAACCGGAACCAGAACUGUUGUCGCCCUGCGCAAGUUUUGAAUGCGGCGCAAACGCGAUAUGUAGAGAGAGAGACGGUGUCGCAGUUUGUCAGUGUACCUCUAACUAUGUUGGAAACCCGUAUUUAGCAUGCCGACCCGAAUGUGUCAUUAAUCCCGAUUGUCCGCCCAACUUGAUGUGCGUAAGAAACAAGUGUGUCAAUCCUUGCGCCGGCAUGUGCGGUCAGAACGCCGAAUGCUCCGUUGUCAGUCAUCAACCGAUGUGCACAUGCCUCCCUGGAUAUACUGGUGACCCCUUCGUUACUUGUUCCAUACAUAAAAUAAUCUCAGACGAGAACGUUUGCUCCCCGUCACCCUGCGGACCCAACAGCAAAUGCAAAGAUGUAUCUGGACAGGCUGUCUGUUCAUGCCUCCCGACCUAUAUUGGAACUCCACCUGCGUGUAGACCUGAAUGUGUCGCUAGCUCAGAAUGCCCUCCGCAAUUAGCAUGCAAGGAUUACAAAUGUGUAAACCCCUGCCCAAGCCCAUGCGGACUCCAUUCCAAUUGCGUGGUCGUUAAUCACAGCCCUAUCUGCAGUUGUAUGUCCGGUUACAGUGGAGACCCGUUCACCAUAUGCACGUUAAUUCCACCUUUUACGCCACCAGGCCCGGUAGAGAAAGACCCUUGUGUGCCAUCCCCGUGCGGUAGUUUCUCCCAGUGCAGAAAUAUCGGUGGUUCUCCCGCGUGUACCUGCUUGGAGAAUUACAUGGGUCAACCGCCGAAUUGCAGGCCCGAAUGUACCAUAAACCCAGAGUGCCCGAAUGAUAAGGCCUGCAUUAACAUGAAGUGUAUGGAUCCAUGUCCCGGUUCGUGCGGCACCAAUGCCCUAUGUUCAGUCAUUAACCACAUUCCAUCGUGCAGAUGCCCAGAGGGGUACACCGGGAAUACAUUUGCCCUUUGUGAGCUGUUACCGCCAAUAUCGACUCCAAUUGAAGACGCCUGUGUCCCGUCACCCUGCGGUCCCAAUGCAGAAUGCUUUGACGGUGUUUGUACCUGUCUGCCGGAGUUCCGGGGAGAUCCUUACGCAGGUUGCCGGCCCGAAUGCGUCCUAAAUGACGAUUGCCCCCGUGAUAGAGCGUGUGUGCGUAACAAAUGCCUGGACCCGUGCCCCGGAGCGUGCGCCGUUAACGCACUGUGCACUGUGAUCAAUCACGUCCCCAUGUGUAGUUGUCCUGGAAAUAUGACCGGCAAUGCGUUCAGCCAGUGCACAUUUUUACAAGACAUGCCACCCGCUAAUCCGUGCGCCCCUUCACCCUGCGGACCGAACAGCGAGUGUCGCGUUAUAAACAACCAAGCGGUCUGUUCAUGCAUAAGAGGAUAUCUAGGUAGCCCUCCGACCUGCAGACCCGAGUGCAUAGUCAGCACGGAUUGCCCGCAGAAUGAGGCUUGUAGCAACCAGAAGUGUACGAACCCUUGCCCAGGAAGUUGUGGACUAGGCGCCCUGUGUCACGUGGUGAAUCACAAUCCGAUUUGCGUUUGCCCUCCCUCUCAGACAGGCGAUCCGUUUGUUAGAUGUUACCAGCCACCUCCAGCACCAGUAACCCCCACGCCGUGCAAACCAAGCCCGUGCGGUCCUAAUUCGCUUUGCCGACCGCGAGGUGACGAAUCUGAAUGCUCAUGUUUGCCCGAUUUCAUCGGCAGUCCGCCUAAUUGCAGAGCGGAGUGCAUUAGUAAUAGCGAGUGUUCCAAUCACUUAGCUUGUAUCAAUCAGAAAUGUCAAGAUCCGUGCAUUGGUUCCUGCGGUGCGAACGCUAAUUGCCACGUCGUUAGUCACACCCCAAUGUGUUCUUGCGUGAACGGUUACACGGGUGAUCCAUUCACGCAAUGCGUCUUCAGAGAGCCCACACCACUGCCUGCGCCUGUCGAUCCUUGUACUCCCUCUCCUUGCGGCUCUAACGCGGUGUGCAAGGAACUCAACGGUGCUGGUUCAUGUGCAUGCUUGCCGAAUUACAUCGGUAACCCGUACGAAGGAUGCAGGCCGGAAUGCGUUCUAAAUUCGGAUUGCCCCGCCAGUCUGGCUUGCAUAAAUACGAAAUGUCGAGAUCCGUGCCCAGGAUCAUGUGGCCGCAAUGCGUUAUGCCAAGUGGUCAAUCAUUUACCGGUGUGCAACUGUUAUCCCAGAUAUACGGGCAACGCCUUCUUAUAUUGCAGUCCGACAGAGAUAGAAGGAGACGAUGCCAUUAGUCGCCCUUGCGAACCGUCACCCUGUGGACCCAAUAGCAGGUGUCGCGUGGUAGAUAACACAAGUGUCUGCACUUGUUUACCUUCCUUCCUCGGCAGUCCACCAAACUGCCGCCCCGAGUGCACCGUCAGUGCCGAAUGCGCCUUCAAUCAGGCGUGCAUCAAGAAUAAAUGCAGCGAUCCCUGCCCUGGAUUGUGCGGUACUAAUACGAGAUGCGAAACAAUCAAUCACAACCCCAUAUGUUCGUGCCGACUUAGUUUCACCGGUGAUCCAUUUGUUGCCUGUUUCGAAAUGCCACCGAAAGAUGAAGAGCUUCGGCCUCUUGUGAACCCUUGCGCACCUUCACCCUGUGGACCUUUCUCAGAAUGCCGUGAUAUUAACGGCCAAGCGUCCUGCGCUUGCUUGCCAACGUAUAUAGGAACACCACCCAAUUGCAGGCCCGAAUGUUCUAUUAAUUCAGAAUGUCUGAGCAAUCAGGCGUGUAUACAGAGAAAGUGCAGAAAUCCUUGCGAUGGAGUAUGCGGAGUAGGAGCAAUUUGUAAUGUCAUUAAUCACUUCCCCGCGUGCUCCUGUCCCAGUGGAUUCACUGGGGAUCCAUUCGUAGUAUGUAGACCGCUUCCCGAGGAAGAUACAACAGUUAAACCAACGGAUCCGUGCUUAAAUUGCGGUGCGAAUACACAAUGUCUUAAUGGAAUAUGCAUUUGCCUUCCCGAGUAUCAAGGAGAUCCAUUUGUGGGCUGUCGUCCAGAAUGUAUUCUGAAUCAGGAUUGUCCGAGGGACAGGGCUUGCAUUAAAAACAAGUGCCAAAAUCCGUGCAGUUUCGAAAUCUGCGGUCACAAUGCAUUGUGUACCGUCGUCAAUCACAUACCAACCUGUACGUGCGCGCAAAGAACGACAGGGAACGCAUUUAUAACGUGCUCCCCGAUAGAGGUAUCGAUACCGAAAGAUCCAUGCUUCCCAACACCGUGCGGGCCGAACAGUGUGUGCCGUAAAAUAAACAAACAGGCCGUCUGUUCUUGCAUAUCUGGAUAUUUGGACACACCACCUAAUUGCCGAGCUGAAUGCAUUAUCAGUUCCGACUGUCCCGCUAAUACGGCCUGCAAUAAUCAGAAAUGCAUAGAUCCCUGCCGUGGAGCAUGCGGUAUCAGAGCGCAGUGCACCGUAGUCAAUCACAAUCCGAUUUGUUCGUGUCUUUCCGAGUUCACUGGCGACCCCUUCACUCAGUGCAUUCCGAGACCGGCAGAACCUCCGACCCCUGUUAAUCCUUGCAUUCCGUCUCCGUGUGGAUUUAAUAGCAAAUGUGACAUCUUGAACAACGCACCUUCGUGCUCUUGCUUGCCAGAUUUUAUCGGCAAUCCACCGGAUUGUAGACCGGAAUGUGUUAGUAAUAGCGAGUGCCCCACACAGUUAGCGUGUAUCAAUCAAAAGUGUCGUGAUCCUUGUCCAGGCUCGUGUGGUACUAACAGUGAUUGUCGAGUGAUAAGUCAUACGCCUAUGUGCGUUUGCCUUGUCGGAUUCGAAGGUGAUCCAUUCGUAUUAUGCAAUCCCAAGCAGAGUGAUGUUAUAAAUCCCGUGAAACCAACACCCUGCAUUCCGUCGCCGUGCGGUUUUAAUGCGGUAUGUCGCGAACUGAACGGCGCUGGUUCUUGCACAUGUCUAUCGGAUUAUACAGGCAAUCCAUACGAAGGUUGCCGACCUGAAUGCACAAUAAAUUCCGACUGUACCUCAGAUCGAGCGUGCAUUGGAUCGAAAUGUCAAAACCCUUGUUCAGGUUUCUGUGGAUAUAACGCGGUGUGUCAAGUAGUAAAUCAUGCGCCGUUGUGUACAUGCCAACCUGGAUACAGCGGUAAUCCGUUCGUCUCUUGUAAUAGAAUUGCGCAAGAUACAAUUAUAGAACGUAAUCCAUGCAAUCCUUCUCCCUGCGGACUGAACAGUCAAUGCCGCGAAUUAAAUGAUCAAGCAGUAUGCUCUUGUUUAUCCACAUUUAUCGGAGCUCCACCAAAUUGUCGCCCAGAAUGCACUGUCAGUUCUGAUUGUCCCGUAAAUCGUGCGUGCAAGAAUCGCAAAUGCGUUGAUCCGUGUCCUGGUAUCUGUGGCAUUAACGCGAGAUGCGAAGUGAUUAAUCACAGCCCGAUUUGCAGUUGUAACCAAGGUUUUACCGGUGAUCCCUUCGUAACAUGUUUCCAAACGCAGAUAGAUAAAGAUACUCCCUUGCCGACAAAUCCGUGCGUUCCAUCCCCGUGCGGCCCAUUCUCGACUUGUCGCGACAGUGGUUAUACCGGCGUGCCGACAUGUACAUGUUUGGAAAAUUAUAUCGGCAGCCCUCCGAAUUGUCGGCCAGAAUGUACUGUAGAUUCCGAAUGCAGUAGCAAUAGAGCGUGUUUGAGACAGAAAUGCAGAGAUCCAUGCCCAGGCUCGUGUGGCAUCGGAGCACAAUGUCUCGUGGUUAAUCACAUGGCUGUCUGUCUCUGUCCCAAGGGUUAUACCGGAAAUGCCUUUGCCAAUUGCUUCCCAGAAUCUCCUCCUGCUCUUGUACCACAAGAUCCUUGCAAUCCGUCCCCAUGCGGAACCAACGCGAUAUGUCGCGACGGCACCUGCACCUGUCUGCCGGAAUAUCAUGGUGAUCCUUACUCCGCGUGUCGUCCCGAGUGUGUGCAAAACCCAGACUGUCCAUUAGACAAAGCCUGCGUCCGCAACAAGUGCUUCGAUCCAUGCACUGGAAUCUGCGGGCAAAAUGCAAAGUGCACAGUCAUAAAUCACACCCCGAUGUGCAGUUGCCCGGAUGGAAUGUCUGGCAAUGCGUUCGCGGUGUGCUAUCCGGUUGAAGAUACUAUUGUUAUUGAAAAUCCAUGCUUUCCGUCGCCCUGCGGUUCAAAUAGUCGAUGCCAGGGCUUUAAUAAUCAAGCGGUAUGCACGUGUAUACCUGGAUACAUGGGAAAUCCACCGGCCUGCCGACCCGAGUGCAUAGUUAAUACCGAUUGCGCGCUAAACGAAGCUUGUAUCAAUAUGAAGUGCGGCAAUCCUUGCCUCGGCGCGUGCGGUAUAUCUGCACGUUGCCAAGUGCUGAAUCACAAUCCGAUUUGCAGUUGCCCACCUGUAUUUACCGGCGACCCGUUCAUACGUUGCAUACCGAGACCGGAGGAUGUACCGAGACCAAUAAACCCGUGCCAACCGUCGCCCUGCGGCCCCAAUGCUCAGUGUCAAGUCAUCAACAAUUCACCAUCCUGCUCUUGCACGGCAGAAUUCAUUGGAACUCCACCAAACUGCAGACCGGAGUGUAUUAGUAACAGCGAAUGUCCGAGUCAAAUGGCGUGUAUUAAUCGCAAAUGUAGAGAUCCGUGUCCCGGAUCUUGCGGCGCUCUGGCCGAUUGCCAUGUUAUUAAUCAUGUGCCCACUUGCACAUGUCGCGUCGGUUACUCAGGCGAUCCAUUUGUUCAGUGUACAAUCAUGUCCAAACAACCAUCGGUACCGAGUCAGCCUUGUCAACCAUCCCCUUGCGGGACAAACGCCGUAUGUAGAGAACAAAAUGGCGUUGGUUCUUGUACAUGCUUGCCCGAAUAUGUUGGAAAUCCCUACCAAGGAUGUCGUCCCGAAUGUACUAUUUCUUCAGACUGCCCCGCGCACUUAGCUUGCAUUGGAUCAAAAUGCCAAAAUCCAUGCCCCGGUUCGUGCGGUGCCAAUACCAAUUGCCAAGUCGUUAACAAUGUCCCUGUUUGCACUUGCAUCCCUGGUUACACUGGCAACCCUUACAUAAAUUGUAUUUAUCAGGUUCUUCAGAUUUCUGAGAAAGAACGUGAGCCAUGCAAACCUUCUCCUUGUGGCCCGAACAGUCAAUGCACUAAUAAUAAUGGACAGGCCGUCUGCUCCUGCUUGCCCCAGUUCAUCGGAACUCCACCAAAUUGUAGACCGGAGUGCUUAGUAAACUCCGAGUGUGGAUCAAACCGAGCAUGUGUGAAUCAGAAAUGUGUAGAUCCGUGUAUCGGCACUUGUGGCCGCGAUGCUCAAUGCAAAGUCGUACAUCACAGCCCCAUUUGUGUCUGCGCAAGCGGAUUUACGGGCGAUCCGUUUGUUUAUUGCUUCGCAACUCCAAUUCCAAAACCAGAAGACCAAUACCCGAAGGACCCAUGCUUACCGUCGCCCUGUGGACCCAAUGCUAUGUGUAGAGCUAUCGGUGACACGCCAGCGUGCAUCUGCAUGCAGAAUUACAUCGGUGUCCCACCUAACUGUCGACCCGAGUGUUCGAUAAAUUCGGAUUGUCCCGCUGACAAAGCUUGCAUCAGAGAAAAAUGUAGAGAUCCUUGUCCAGGAUCAUGCGGCCUCCUGGCGCGCUGUUCGGUCAUUAAUCAUACGCCAUCUUGCGUAUGUCCUGAAGGAUACACCGGAGAUCCCUUCGUCAGUUGCGAUGUUGUGCGCCAGAAACCUCUACCUCCUCCAGACCGAUGUAACCCGUCACCGUGCGGCCAAAACGCUCAAUGUAACGACGGAAUUUGCACAUGUAUACCCGAAUACUUCGGAGAUCCGUACGCCGGCUGCCGACCGGAAUGUGUCAUUAACACUGACUGUCCCCGCGAUAAGGCAUGCAUGCUCCACAAAUGUCGCGAUCCCUGCAUCGGGACGUGCGGCGUUAGCGCGGAAUGCAAUGUCAUCAAUCACUUGCCUAUGUGUAGUUGUCCGAGAAACAUGACGGGCAAUGCGUUUAUUUCUUGCACAGCCCUCCAAGAUACAUACACUGUGGAGCAACCGUGCAAUCCAUCCCCGUGCGGCCCGAAUAGUCACUGUCGCGCGUCAAACGGUCAGGCGAUUUGCGCGUGCAUCGCCGGAUUUAGAGGAGCCCCGCCGUCCUGUCGACCGGAGUGUCUCAUAAGCGCCGAUUGCGCCCGCAAUCGUGCCUGCAGCAACCAGAAGUGCAUCGACCCGUGUCUCGGAGCGUGUGGAUUAGCUGCGCAAUGUACCGUUGUCAAUCAUAACCCGAUAUGCAGUUGCCCGCCUUUGUACACAGGAGAUCCAUUCGUUCGAUGCGCGUUGCAACCGGAAGAACCACCACAGCCACCGACAGAUUCCUGUCGGCCCUCACCUUGCGGCCCGAGCGCGAUAUGCCGAGUCCUUAAUGGCGCUCCGUCAUGCUCGUGCCUGCCCCAAUUUAUCGGAACUCCGCCCAGAUGUAGACCGGAGUGUGUCAGUAACAGCGAAUGUCCCAGUCAACAAGCUUGCAUUAAUCAAAAGUGCCGGGAUCCUUGCCCCGGAUCCUGCGGCACGAACGCGGAAUGUAGAACCGUCAGUCACACCCCGAUGUGCAUUUGCGCCAGUGACUUUACCGGAGAUCCAUUUAUCCAGUGCAAUCCCCGACCGAUCAUCACACCGCCCACGCCAUUAAAUCCGUGCCAGCCGUCGCCGUGCGGCGCGAACGCUAUGUGCCGCGAGGUUUCCGGCUCGGCUUCCUGCAUUUGCCUGUCCGAUUUUUAUGGAAACCCGUACGAAGGCUGCAGACCAGAGUGCGUAAUCGGCUCCGACUGCACGUCUAAUCGAGCUUGCAUAAGGAACAAGUGUCAGGAUCCUUGUCCAGGAACGUGCGGUGUUAAUGCGAUUUGCGAAGUUAUCAAUCAUAUACCGACGUGCAGUUGCCAGCCGAGAUAUACCGGAGACCCGUUCAGAUAUUGCAGACCUAUGCAAGACACUCCACCGGCUCCCGUAGGCGAUCCUUGCCGGCCAUCACCGUGCGGUCCCAACAGUCAGUGCCUUAAUGUAAAUGGAAAAGCUAGCUGCUCGUGUCUGCCCACCUACCGAGGAACUCCUCCCGGAUGCAGGCCCGAAUGUGCCGUUAGCACGGAAUGCCCCAUAAAUCGUGCGUGCGUCAAUCAGAAAUGCGUCGACCCAUGCCCAGGUGUGUGCGGCAUCAGCGCCAAGUGCGAGAGUCUGUCUCACAGCCCGUUCUGCAGUUGCGGACCCGGCCAGAUCGGAGAUCCUUUCGUCAAGUGUUUCGACAUGCCCCUGAUGCCUACAGUGCCGGUACAGGUAAACCCGUGUAUCCCAUCGCCCUGCGGUCCGUUCUCCACGUGCCAAGACCGAGGAGGCUAUCCGUCUUGCACGUGUAUGCCCAAUUACCUUGGAUCACCGCCGUACUGCCGUGCCGAAUGCUCAAUUAAUUCCGAUUGCACCAGCGAUAAGGCUUGCAUCAGAGAAAAAUGCAGAGACCCCUGUCCCGGAUCUUGCGGCAUUAGUGCCUUGUGCACUGUGAUCAACCAUACCCCAGCUUGCACGUGUCCCGAAGGAUACACGGGCGAUCCCUUCAGCAAUUGUAACCUGGCGCCUAUCUCCAUUCCUCCGGUGGCAUCAGACCCGUGUGACCCAUCGCCGUGCGGAUCCAAUGCCGAAUGCCGUAACGGAAUCUGCAGUUGCAUACCUGAAUAUCGCGGCGAUCCGUAUCGAGAAUGCCGACCGGAGUGCGUGCAGAAUUCCGACUGUCCGCACGACAGAGCCUGCGCGAAUAACAAGUGCGUGAACCCUUGCGUCGGAAUUUGCGGCCAGUAUGCAGAAUGCGCGGUCAUCAAUCACGUAGCUACUUGUAGCUGCGUCCAAAGCUAUGAAGGCGAUCCGUUCACCCUCUGCAAACGUGUGCAACCACGCGUGAAACCCUGCGAGCCUUCCCCCUGCGGACCCAACAGCGUUUGCCGUGAAUUCGGCGAUCAAGCCUCCUGUUCUUGCCUGCCUGGUUACUUCGGAAUCCCGCCGAGCUGUAGACCCGAAUGUUUGGUUAGCACUGAUUGCGAGCAGAAUAAGGCUUGCGUGAACACGAGAUGUCGCAAUCCCUGCGAAAACGCUUGCGGCCAGAACGCGCUGUGCGUAGUGCGCAAUCACAAUCCCAUUUGCAGGUGUCCCGCUCAGCAUUCCGGCGACCCGUUCGUCAACUGUUUCCCCAUAACACCAACGGAUGUAGAACCCACCAGGGACCCGUGUUACCCCUCGCCGUGUGGAUUGAACUCGCAGUGCGCGGUAUCCGCCGAUAAUAAACCCUCCUGCUCCUGCUUGCCCACCUUCAUGGGAUCUCCACCCAAUUGUAGACCCGAAUGCCGUGUAAACAGCGACUGUCCCAACAACCGAGCAUGCAUUAGGCAGAAAUGUACCGACCCAUGCGUGGGAUUGUGCGGACUCAAUGCACUGUGCCAAGUCAUUUUGCACCAAGCCCGAUGCACCUGUCCCGAAUCAUACACUGGAGACCCAUUCACAGUUUGCUCUGAGAUAAUAUCAACUCCAGCGCCACCAAUAUCUUAUAGACCGUGCAAUCCCUCACCGUGCGGAAUAAACGCAUACUGCCAUGAAAGAUUCGACACUGCCAUUUGUGAAUGCAUAUCGAACUACAGAGGCAAUCCAUACCAAGGCUGUCAGCCCGAGUGUCUCGUGAAUACCGACUGCCCGAAAUCACAAGCGUGCAUCAGGACGAGGUGUCAGGAUCCUUGCCCUGGUACUUGCGGUGUUAACGCGAUCUGCUCGGUGUCCAACCAUGUUCCUAUUUGCUCUUGUCCACUGCCAACGAUUGGAGACGCUUUUACACUUUGUCAAAUUCCCAUAGAAGAUACUAAAGAAGCCGAUCCGUGUUAUCCUUCACCGUGCGGGCCUAAUGCUGUUUGCGAAAAAGUUGGUAAUACGGCAAUUUGCAAAUGUUUACCUGGACUGCAAGGUGUUCCAACCAGUGUAACCGGCUGCCAUCCGGAAUGUGUGCUUAGCUCAGACUGUUCAGGCGACAAAGCUUGCAUACAAAAUAAAUGCAGAGAUCCUUGCUCUCAAAACGUGUGCGGCAGCAAAGCGUUGUGUAAGACGAUCAAUCACAGUCCGCUUUGCAGCUGCCCGUCUCCGCUAAUCGGCAAUCCCUUCGAGGAAUGUUACACGAAGAUCGAAACCAAUCCUUGCAGUCCGUCGCCUUGCAAUUACAACGGCGAGUGCAGAGUGAGAAAUGGCGUUGCUAUUUGCAUCUAUCCUGAGUGCGUUAUUAAUUCGGAUUGUCCACGUGAUAAGGCCUGCUUCUCGCAAAAAUGCAGAGAUCCUUGCGUAGGCGCGUGCGGUAUUAAUUCUCUCUGUCAGACCGUUAAUCACAAGCCAGUGUGUUCCUGUCCAGUUGGAUUUACAGGCAAUGCGCGAGUGCAAUGCACAAUUCCAACACUUAGCGAACCGAUUCCAGAGUGUACUCACAAUUCUGAAUGUUCAAACGACAAGACCUGCUUCAAUCAAAAAUGCGUUGAUCCGUGCACUCUCGAUUCUUGUGGCCUUCACAGUCGCUGUCAUGUAACAAUGCACAGAGCUAUAUGCGUUUGCAAUGAAGGCUUCACCGGAAAUCCUCAGCAAUAUUGCCAACAAAUCGGUUGUCGCAGCGAUAACGAAUGCUCACUGGUUCAGUCUUGUAUCAAUAAUGAAUGUCUUGACACCUGCCUCGUUACACAGUGCGGUAUCAGUGCAUUGUGUACCGCUGAUGGAUACCAUAGGACUCGAUGCUAUUGUCCUGACGGAUACACGGGUAAUCCUUACGAGAUAUGCGAAAGACCCGAGUGCACUAGUGACAGCGACUGCGUUUCAUCCUUGGCCUGUCGCAACCUCAAGUGUGUCAAUCCUUGCAAUUGUCCACCACCGGCAUUAUGUACUGUCGUCAAUCAUCGACCGGUCUGUAAAUGUCCACCUGGCUUCGUAGGCAACCCUUACAGCUCGUGUCUCAUGGAACCGAUAGAAUCGGACAUCGAAUGUCAAGUUGAUGCGGAUUGUCCCAGCAAGCUGGCGUGUUUCAAUGGCGUUUGCAAAGAUCCAUGCACAGAAACGAAACCGUGCAUUCCUAGCGCCAAAUGUAGCGUCGUCGACACCUUACCGAUGAGAACAAUGAUCUGCGAAUGCUUGCCGAACUUUGCUGGCGACGCUACCGUUGCUUGUAUACCAGUGGACAAACAAAUUGCUGCUAUAUGUGAAAGUGAUUCGCAAUGUACAUCAGACAUGGCUUGUCUAAACCGCCGGUGCAUCAAUCCUUGUACUGUCAACCCGUGCGCUCCGAAUGCGGAAUGCCACAUCGAAAACCAUCGUCGCAUCUGUCAAUGUCCUCACGGACACGCCGGUGAUCCGUUUAUAAAUUGUUACGAAGAAGAUGUAGUUCUUCCGGAAUGUAGAACAAACAGCGAGUGUUCGUCCGACAAAGCGUGCAUAAAUCAGCUGUGCCAAGAUCCGUGCUCCAGCAAUCGCUGCGGCCAAAAUGCAGAGUGCAUCACGAUUAAUCAUCAUCCCUCUUGCCACUGCCAACACGGUUUAGCUGGUGAUCCUCAAAUUCAAUGCUUCAGACCGGAAUGUAAAACAGACGAUGAAUGUCCUUAUGACAAGACCUGCCGAAAUGAGAAUUGUGUCACUCCUUGCUUCCUGGGUGACAUCGUAUGCGGUCGAGGAGCGGAGUGCAGAGCGGUGUCCCACAGAGCGCAAUGUAUUUGUCCGCAAGGUACUCAAGGUGAUCCGCGAGUGGCGUGCAUCUCCGCAAUCUGCCAUUACAACGAGGAUUGCGCCGAUCACGAGGCCUGCGACAGACUGAACAGGAUUUGCAGACCGGUUUGCGACGACGAUGCUUGCGCCGAAACAGCGACUUGCAUCGCACGCGACCAUCAGCCGAAGUGCAUAUGUCCCGCGGGUACCACGGGAAAUCCGUAUAUAACAUGCAUCGGCACUCCUAUCGAGCCGGAAUGCACGCAAGACAGCGAAUGUGCAUUGAAUCUCGCUUGCAUUAACAACAAAUGCCAAGACCCGUGCGUGUCCGCCGGCAUGUGCACCAGUGAACAGGAAUGCAAGGUCCUCAACACGAUACCGCUUCGUACCAUGAUCUGCUUGUGUCCACCAAAUACCAUCAUCGAUGUUAAUAGCCAGUGCAAGCCGAUUGUGCUGGCCGAUGUGGAAUGUCACCUGGAUCAAGACUGCGCUAAUCAGGAGAAGUGCCUUGACGGAAGAUGCGUGGAUGCCUGCUUAACAACUCAGUGCGGCUUUAACGCGCAAUGCAAAUCCACAUCUCACACCGGCAUCUGCUUCUGUUCUCAAGACUUCACGGGCAAUGCUUACGUAGAAUGCAUAAGAGUUCCAGUCGCGCCAUUGCCAGGACGUCGACCAGAAUGUUACGCCAACAGCGAAUGUGCGAGCGACAAACAAUGCAUAAAUUCUCUCUGUGUGAAUCCGUGCGUCGCUGGCGAUCCUUGCGGCAGGAACUCCCUGUGCCACAUCGACAAUCAUAAUCCAAUUUGCAAGUGCCCGAUCAACUACGUCGGCGACCCUACGAUCAAAUGCAUACCACCGGAGAUUAUGGUCGAGUGCGCAUCAAACAGCGAUUGCGCGGGAAAUUAUGCCUGUGUCAACGGCGCUUGCAUCAAUCCAUGCAAUUGCGGACCCAACGCCAAGUGCAACGUCGUCAACCAUUAUCCUACUUGUGUAUGUCCUCCCGGCUAUUCUGGAAAUCCUCAGUUGGGAUGCUUCAAGCUCGACUGCGAAUCCGACAGCGAGUGCGAUUACGCAGCCACCUGCUACAACGGUCAGUGCGUGAAUCCUUGCAUCCUGGACAACAAGUGCGCCAUCAACGCGGAAUGCUACGGCAAGAACCACCGAUCGGCCUGCCGUUGCGGUCCCGGUUACAACGGCGAUCCUCAGAUUCAUUGCGAGAGGGUCGAGUGUAACGCGGACCACGACUGCCCUUACAACCUGGCCUGCAACGACGGUCGUUGCGUGAAUCCUUGCGCCGAGAAUUCACCUUGCGCGCAGAACGCGGUUUGCUAUGUGCAGGAUCACGUAGCGUCCUGUCGCUGUCCCGAGAACAUUCCGCUGGGAAAUCCGUUCUCCUAUUGCGAACGACAUCCCGCGGACGAACUCGAGGAGCCGGAGUGCAGAGUCGACAUCGAUUGUUCGGACAAACUGGUCUGCAUCCGGGAGAAAUGCAUCGAUCCCUGCCCGGUCAUCAAGCCGUGCUUGGAGAACGCUCGCUGCGACGUUCUCGACACCGUACCUGUGAGAACUAUGAUUUGCACGUGUCCGGAGGGAUGGAUCACCGACACUGAUGGUGCAUGCAGACCCAUACAACUGACAGUCAUCGGAACGUGUACAACGAACGACGAUUGCAGCGAUCGCGAGGCUUGCAUCAACAGGCAAUGUCGCAAUCCGUGCAACUGCGGCACCAACGCGGUCUGUUACGUGAGGAAUCACAAACCGAUUUGCUCCUGCGAGCAAGACUAUCAGGGCAAUCCGGAAAUCGCGUGCCACUCGGUCGAGUGUCGACACGACAGCCAAUGCACACUCGACAAGUCCUGCGAGAAUAACAACUGCGUGAAUCCGUGCCUGGUCGCGGAUCCAUGCGGCACCAACGCCGAGUGCUUCCCGAACAAUCACGUGGCUGACUGUCGCUGCCGCAAGGGCUACCACGGCAAUCCGUUGGAUCGCUGCCGCGUGAUCGGCUGCUACAGCAACGGCGAUUGUCCGGGCGAUCACUCGUGUAUAAAUAUGCAGUGCAUCGAUCCUUGCAUUCACGACAAUCCCUGCUCGCCUCGCGCGGAAUGCAGGGUUCUGAACCACCUGCCGAUAUGUCGCUGCCCGCUGCACUACACCGGAAACCCUUACGUCAAUUGCCGACCGGAAAUCAAACCCGAGUGCAGAGAGGACAGCGACUGUCCGGACUCGCUCGCCUGCCUGAGCAGCAAGUGCCAGAAUCCGUGCCCGAUCAUACAACCAUGCACGGAUCCGUCCGAGUGCCGCGUCCUGCCGACGCAUCCGAUACGCACCAUGGUGUGCGUGUGUCCCAGCGGAUAUGUCAGCAGCGGCAGCGGUACCUGCCGAGCUACCACGCCGAUCGCCAAAGUCGAGUGCACCAAGGACGAUGACUGUCCGUCGGAAAGAUCUUGCGUCAACGCGAUCUGCAGGGAUCCCUGCGCCUGCGGACCCAAUGCUGUUUGCAGCGUCAUCAAUCACAAACCCAUAUGUUCGUGCACGUUGGGAUACGACGGAAAUCCGGACAUCACUUGCACAAGAGUUGCGGGAUGUAGAACGGAUGGCGAUUGUAGCGGUUCGCACGCGUGCGUCCAACGCAACUGCGUGCCGGUAUGUUCGCCGUCCCUGGCUUCCUGCGGCAAGAACGCAGUGUGUCACGGUAUAAAUCACAAAGCUAUCUGCGAGUGCCCGCCUGGUUUCGGUGGCAAUCCGAGAGUCUCCUGCGUAUUGCUAGGAUGUAGAAGCAACUCGGACUGUCCGACGAACAAGGCCUGCAUCAAUAAUCGCUGUGAAAAUCCCUGCACGCAGAACCCGUGCACCGGCAACAUGGACUGCAACGUUUACAAUCACGUCGUGGAAUGUGCGUGCCCGCCUGGCUACAUCAGCGAUGUUACAUCAGGAUGUACUAAAGUUAAAGAAAAGUGCAAGGCGGAUAACGAAUGCCCAUCUCAGACUGCAUGCUUCAACGGACAAUGCAUCAAUCCGUGCACAAAGAUCGAGCCGUGCGGCAUUAAUGCCGAGUGUAAAGUCCUAGACACCAGCCCAGUCAGGACCAUGAUAUGCGAAUGUCUUCCGGGAUAUCGUGGCAAUGCAAUUGUCCGUUGCGAUCCAGUGAAUGUGUGUCCAAUUGAGAAAGGUCAAGUUCGCGAUGAAUACGGUAAUUGCAUCUGCCCGCUUGGAUUCGGCAAGGAUGUGAACGACAAUUGCGUACCUUGCCGCAGGCAGUCCAACAUGGUGAUAAAUGAGGAUGGUUAUUGUGUAUGCGAUUUAGAAAAGGGCUUCAGCAUAGACGAAUACGGUCGUUGCGUGUGUCCAACGCGCUACGGCUACAGAAUAGAUGCCAGUGGAUAUUGCAAACAGCUUGGUAUAAUAGAAUGCAGACGUAAUGAGGAUUGCGCCGAUGACAGAUACUGCGAGAAAACUACUUGGACUUGCCAAGAUCCCUGCAAAAAUCAACACUGCGGUGUACAUGCGCUUUGCAACGCCACUAAACAUCAAGCUGUCUGCAUCUGCGUCAACGGCUACUUGGGCAAUCCGUACACGCAAUGCUAUGACAGAAAGGAUGGCCGAACAGAUUUCCCCAGACCUGAAAUGGACGUGAGCUGCUUGUCUGACGGAGUGCAGGUCGUAAUACAUCUGCAAGAUCAAGACUUCGAUGGAGUUUUGUACGUUAAAGGACGCAGCAAAGAUGAACAGUGCAGAAGGGUUGUUUCGUUGCCAGCUGAAACUGAACAUAAGACGGAAACAUUCAAAGUUGCAUUUGGCAAUUGCGGACUGAUACACGUGAAUGGACAAGCUAGUUUCGUACUUGUCAUACAGAAACAUCCGAAACUGAUGACUUACAAGGCACAGGCUUAUCAUAUUAAAUGUAUAUAUCAAACUGGAGCGCAAAACGUUACCCUCGGCUUUAACGUGUCUAUGUUGACAACCGCUGGAACAAUUGCCAAUACUGGCCCACCACCUAUAUGUAUAAUGAAAAUAAUUGCGCAGAAUGGAAAUGAAAUUAAUUCGGCCGAAAUUGGAGACAAUUUGAUGCUUCAAGUGGAAGUUCAACCUUCAACCAUUUAUGGUGGAUUUGCGCGAAAUUGCGUUGCUAAAACAAUGGAAGACAGUAAGGAGAAUGAGUACAUCGUGACGGACGAGAAUGGCUGUGCGACAGAUCCUACAAUAUUCGGAGAAUGGGAGCAAAAUCCUGACACUCAGUCGUUAAUGGCUAGUUUCAACGCGUUCAAAUUCCCUAAUAGCGAUAAUAUAAAAUUCCAGUGCAAUAUACGCGUGUGCUUUGGACGUUGCCAACCUGUAAAUUGCCGAGGCUAUAAUGCCUUCGGUCGUCGCCGCAGAGACGUCGAUGAUGUCAACGACACGUCUCUAAGCGUAUCUGACGGAUUUGAGGGCCAACUUCGCGAGGAGAUAACUAUUCAAUCAAAUUUAAUAUUCACUCUGGAUAGGAGAGAGGAGAGGUAUACAGCAGAUCCAGCUGAAGCUCCUUCAGCGCAAAGAGUAGAAGAUAUCUGUGUUUCAAUGGUCGGCUUUAUCAUAGCGUUGAUAAUUACGGCGCUUUUGGCACUGGUUGCCGUAGCUAUCGCUGUGUCAUGCUGGCUUAUGGCGUAUCGACGUCAGCCAAAGACUGCUGGACCACUGCCACACCCACCAGAGUUCCCAAACCCCUUGUUCACUACAGAAUCUGUAGCUGAACCUUCUCCUGAUUAUCACCUAUCAUAAGUCCCUUAGAGUAAUUAAUAUUUUAUAAAUAACAUAAAUUUUAUAAUUCUCAUGGAAUGCAUCUCUGACCAUUCGUUCCAUUGGUCGGUUUUGUAUUUCUGUAUACAACUCCUCCAGUGACUAUCACUUCGUUUCUUCUCCCUCUCCGUACCUUCUUCUCGAGGAUUCAAACAAUAAGUCACUGUUAUAUACUACGAGUCAUGAUAUAUACAUACUAUUUAUGGUGAUGGUUAGCUUCCAUUAUAUAUAUACAUACAUCUACUUGCAAGAAAAGAAAAAUGCGGGAUUAUCUCUUUUUCAUACAUCUUUCCUAUAUUACUUUCUCUAGUCAGUGGAGGAUUUGUUAAAUGUAAUGCUGCGAAUUUAAUACCUGUGUAAAGUCAACGAAUUAGUCUAAUAUAGCUUUCUUAUUGCGAAAAAAUAGGUAAUUGUACAUUUUAUCUAAUAAAAUGCUAACGAAUAUUUUUAAAAA
Messenger RNA from Linepithema humile (Argentine ant), 38348 nucleotides. The record is from RefSeq and is a predicted model, not a curated record. Lineage: Eukaryota; Metazoa; Arthropoda; Insecta; Hymenoptera; Formicidae.